This is a messenger RNA of Pteropus alecto (black flying fox), 5987 nucleotides long. It is a transcript of the gene MYO1G, whose product is annotated as myosin IG. NCBI's taxonomy places the organism in Eukaryota, Metazoa, Chordata, Mammalia, Chiroptera, Pteropodidae. Gene Ontology annotation, biological process: vesicle transport along actin filament; actin filament organization. The transcript has 26 exons. Gene Ontology annotation, cellular component: myosin complex; plasma membrane; microvillus. The record is from RefSeq and is a predicted model, not a curated record. Gene Ontology annotation, molecular function: actin filament binding; ATP binding; microfilament motor activity. The coding region runs from base 2837 to 5866 and encodes 1009 amino acids.
GCCGCACGCGAACCGGGCGAGUGCCGCCUCCUCGCACUGGGCCCGCCGCGCCCUCCGCCUUAUUUCCCGGGGCCUCACCGCACCGCCUUCUGUCUUGCCUGUUGUCCCGAAGUGUCCUCUGAACUGUGAGAGUAUGGAAGAGAAGGCCGCUCUGUGCAGUGACGUGUUGAUACGGGUAUUCCUGGGGUCUGUUUAAGCCUUGGAGGUCCACGAGGGGGUCUGGGGUCGUCCAGCUGGACACCGGCAGAUAGGAGAGGGCGCCGGGCCCCUCCAGCCCUGCGCUCUGCUCUCUCCCAGGAUGCCAGACAGGGAGGACUGGUCAGGUCGAAGCUUCCGGCGGACUCGGUUCUCCCUCCAGUCCAAGUGCAGACGCUGAACACACUGGCCCCCGCGGGCCGCCGUCAGCAGACACUCCUCUCCUCCUCCAGAACCCCCAGGACGUCAGAGCUGGAAGAGACCUGAAAGGUGGCGACCCAUCCACCCCGUGGCCGCUGGGCUGGUCCGUGGAUCUCGCUGGUUUGGAUGCUGUGUCGUCUGCUUCAGAAACAAGGAUCCUGGCUGUGCAUCACGACCCAGGCCCCUCUGACAUCUGAACGAGAAACAAGGGACAUCGAAUAAACAGGAUUUUAAACGUGUGCUUCAGUCCAGCCUGCUGCUUUCCAUGCUAGGCACGAUGGGGAGGGGGCCCCAGGCACAUCCUCACGGGUCCGGGUCAGAUUUGGGGCUGCGGCUGGUCCUCAUACCUGGGCAUACUCUCAAGUACUGCCACCCAAGUGCUAACUGAUGCCCUCAGUCUGAGUGGUGCACCCACAUAUCUGUUUUCUUUGGAAAAUACCUGGUCAUACCCACCAGCGAACCCACCCAGCCUGAUGUCAGCAGUGGCAACGGGCCAGCUGACUGGCCACUUUCACAUUCAGUUUGGUGGAGUCACGGCAGCCACACCCUGAGACUGAGGCGGAAGGCGUCGGGGAGCCUCCUGACCCCUCCGGGCAGGCACGGUGGAGGUGGCCUCCCCUGCAGCUUCCUCUCUGUGCCUCUGGAUGAGGCGGGGGUGGAUCUUAAUGUGCAAACCCUAAACGAGGACAGUCAUGCAGAGGAGCCGAGAAACGCACAGGCAGGUACCACAAGGGUCAGUGGCCAUCAGCCAGGGUCCCUGGCAGGCAGGGCUGACUCGGAACUGACCUGGAAAAGAGGAGAGGACACCACUGCCUCAGCCCUCAGCGGCCCCUCAGCCAUCCACCUGUCCCCACCACCUUCACGGGGCCCCAGCUGUCAGACCCUGCAGGGGUGUGCCCUGGGAAGCUGCCGAUCGAGUCACCGCUUGUUCAGCCAGGGACAAGGCCAAGGCUGACCAGUAGGCCCAGAGGUCCAGCCAGACCAAGGACUUGUGUGUCAUCUCAGCCACGUGAAGUAAACGAGGUGCUGGGUGGGAAGCUGGUUAGGCUCAAGGUCACUGUGGGUCAGUCCCCAACCUGCCAACGGUCAUGAGGUUUUCAUGGUGAAAAAACCCAAAGAAAAUUACAUUAUGAUUCAUGAAAAUGUUACAGAGUUCAGAUAUCAGUGUCCUGAAGUUUCGCUGGGACAGCCCGCUCGUCCCUGUCACGUGUUCUACGGUCCAGAUGAUUGGCCCCGAGUUUGGGGGAAGUGAAACUCCCAGAUUCUCCCCUGCACGAGCACAGCACUGGGGUCAGGGGUUGUCCAGAGCUUGGGAGGGUGGGACUCCCCGGGGUUUUCCCCAAGAGCCCCCGGCUGCAGCCCAAGCUGCUCCUGAUGGGAGGGAGGGUCUGGGCCUGUGGGGGGAGGCGACUGGUUUCAUCUGGCACUUGGUGUGCUUUACAGCUUAGUUGAGUACGCUGUUACAAGAUGUUUUGGGGAAAAAUACCCAUAACUGGCAUAUCAGUUAUUUCAGAGCUUAAAAAGUGAGUUGAUUGGAAAACAAUUGCUAAAUAAACUAGCUUUCUGAGUGCAAACCCCAAAGGCAGCAUGUGGGUGACUCAAUUUGGGGAGCCCUCAGCUCUAGCCGAGGGCAGGGAUGGGAGAGAGCCACCCACCCAGAGGACGGGACACCCGUGGUCAAGGGGUGCUGUUGGAGACAAACCUGAGCCACUUAUAAAGGUGCUGCCUGGUCCCAGAGCCAGAUGGUAGGGCUCCUGGCACUGUUCCUGGUCCUUACUACUGAAGGGACAGGUGGGUGGACCCCAGCACCUGUGGGAAGGAACCAGACUCCAAAUCGUGGCAGGGUGAGUCUAGACGCCAGCCCUGUGGUGGGCCCCGCGUGAAGCUGGUUAUCAUCUUUCCGUCCCGGUGAGGUCUCCACACCUUGAGGACCGUCACUGCCUAGGACCCUGUCCCAGACACCUGCCCGCACAUGGCAUUUUCUCAUUUAAUCCAGGUACAGUGUACCUGCCCUAAAACCCACCUACUGCUAAGGCCUGAGAAUUCACAGACACAGAGGGAGCAGCCGUGGUCACAUCACGAAACCUGUCCCUAUGGUGGUGUGGCAGGCGACUCCACGCGGCAGGCUGGGGACUGGCUCCGAUGCUGAGAUGGGGGUGGACUCAGAGGUUGCAGAGGGUGGGGCUCCAAAGGGGCCAGGAGCCCUCCAGAGCAUCCGUUAGGCUGGGGACCAGGAAGCAGGGGUCAGAGGCCCUGAGGGGGGGGAGCCUCGAGUGGGGGGGCUGCCCCUCCCCGGGGCCAGAACCCACUUCCUACUUCACUGCUCGCUGGGAGGCGGCAGCGAGGGCUGUGGGUAGAGGGGCCGGGCCUGCUCCCUCCGCCCACCCUCUGCACAGGAAGGUCUGUCGGGCCACCUGGCCUGGGGCGCCCCACUGGCAGGAUGGAGGACGAGGAAGGGCCCCAGUGCGGUAAGCCGGACUUCGUGCUUUUGGACCAAGUGACCAUGGAAGACUUCAUGGAGAACCUGAAGCUCAGGUUCGAGAAGGGGCGGAUCUACACCUACAUCGGAGAGGUGCUGGUGUCUGUGAACCCCUACCAGGAGCUGCCCCUCUACGGGCCUGAGGCCAUUGCCAGGUACCAGGGCCGCGAGCUCUACGAGCGGCCGCCCCACCUGUACGCCGUGGCCAACGCCGCCUACAGGGCGAUGAAGCGCAGGUCCAGGGACACCUGCAUUGUGAUCUCAGGGGAGAGCGGGGCGGGGAAGACAGAAGCCAGCAAGCACAUCAUGCAGUACAUCGCGGCUGUCACCAACCCAAGCCAGAGGGCCGAGGUGGAGAGGGUCAAGAACGUGCUGCUUAAGUCCACCUGCGUGCUGGAGGCCUUCGGGAACGCUCGCACCAACCGCAACCACAACUCCAGCCGCUUCGGCAAGUACAUGGACAUCAACUUCGACUUCAAAGGCGACCCCGUGGGGGGGCACAUCCACAGCUACCUGCUGGAGAAGUCUCGGGUCCUCAAGCAGCACGUGGGCGAAAGGAACUUCCACGCCUUCUACCAGGUGCUGCGAGGCUGCGAAGACUCAGAGCUGCGAGAGCUGCACCUGCAGAGAAGCCCCACUCUGUACAAUUUCACCCGCCAGGGCGCGGGGCUCAGUGUCUCGGACAGUGACGAGAAGAGCCACCACCAGGCGGUGAUAGAGGCCAUGCAGGUGAUCGGCUUCCGGGCCGAGGAGGUGGGCUCCGUGCACCGGAUACUGGCUGCCAUACUGCACCUGGGAAACAUCGAGUUUGUGGAGAAGGAGGAGGGGGGCCUGGCUGUGUCGGAGGAGGUGCUAGUAGACCACGUGGCCGAGCUGACGGCCACGCCCCGGGAGAUGGUUCUGCGCUGCCUGCUGGCUCGCACCGUGGCCUCGGGAGGCAGGGAAGUCAUUGAGAAGGGCCACACAGCAGCUGAGGCCAGCUACGCCCGGGACGCCUGUGCCAAGGCAGUGUACCAGCGGCUGUUUGAGUGGGUGGUGAACCGGAUCAACAGUGUCAUGGAAACCCGGGACCGGGACCCCCGGAGGGACGGCAAGGACACGGUCAUCGGCGUGCUAGAUAUCUACGGCUUUGAAGUGUUCCCUGUCAACAGCUUCGAGCAGUUCUGCAUCAACUACUGCAACGAGAAGCUGCAGCAGCUGUUCAUCCAGCUCAUCCUGAAGCAGGAGCAGGAGGAGUACGAGCGGGAGGGCAUCGCCUGGCAGAGCGUGGAAUACUUCAACAACGCCACCAUCGUGGACCUGGUGGAGCGGCCCCACCGGGGCAUUCUGGCCGUGCUGGACGAGGCCUGCAGCUCUGCGGGCACCAUCACCGACCGCAUCUUCCUGCAGACCCUGGACACGCACCACCGCCACCACCCACACUACACCAGCCGCCAGCUCUGCCCCACAGACAAGACCAUGGAGUUUGGCCGAGACUUCCGGAUCAAGCACUAUGCGGGGGACGUCACGUACUCAGUACAGGGCUUCAUGGACAAGAACAGGGACGCCCUCUUCCAGGACUUCAAGCGGCUGCUGUACAACAGCACAGACCCCACCCUGCGGGCCAUGUGGCCAGACGGGCAGCAGGACAUCACAGAGGUGACCAAGCGCCCCCUGACAGCCGGCACCCUCUUCAAGAACUCCAUGGUGGCCCUGGUGGAAAACCUGGCCUCUAAGGAGCCCUUCUACGUGCGCUGUAUCAAGCCCAACGAGGACAAGGUGGCCGCGAAGCUGGACGAGGGCCACUGUCGCCACCAGGUCGCAUAUCUGGGACUGCUGGAGAACGUGAGGGUCCGCAGGGCUGGCUUUGCCUCCCGCCAGCCCUACCCUCGAUUCCUGCUCAGGUACAAGAUGACCUGUGAGUACACGUGGCCCAACCACCUGCUGGGCUCCGACCGAGCGGCUGUGAGCGCCCUUCUGGAGCAGCAUGGGCUGCAGGGGGACGUGGCCUUCGGCCACAGCAAGCUCUUCGUCCGCUCGCCGCAGACGCUGGUCGCGCUGGAGCAGAGUCGCGCACGCCUCAUCCCCAUCAUCGUGCUGCUGCUGCAGAAGGCAUGGCGAGGCACGCUCGCGAGGUGGCGCUGCCGGCGACUGCGGGCCGUCUACACCAUCAUGCGCUGGUUCAGGAGGCACAAGGUGCGCGCUCACCUGGCAGAGCUGCAUCGGCGGUUCCAGGCUGCGAGGCAGCCCCCACUCUAUGGCCGCGACCUUGUCUGGCCACCGCCCCCUGCUGUGCUGCAGCCCUUCCAGGACACCUGCAAGAUGCUCUUCUGCAGGUGGCGGGCCCGGCAACUGGUAAAAAACAUCCCCCCUUCGGACAUGGCGCAGAUCAAAGCCAAGGUGGCUGCCAUGGGGGCGCUGCAGGAGCUGCGGCAGGACUGGGGCUGCCGGCGGGCCUGGGCCCGCGACUACCUGUCCUCGGCCACGGACAACCCCACCGCCUCGGGCCUAUUCGCUGAGCGCCUGAAGACGCUUCGGGACAAGGACGGCUUCGGGGCCGUGCUCUUCUCCAGCCACGUCCGAAAGGUGAACCGCUUCAACAAGAGACGGGACCGCGCGCUGCUGCUCACUGACCGGCAUCUGUACAAGCUGGAGCCGCGCCGGCAGUACCGGGUGAUGCGGGCUGUGCCUCUGGACGCGGUGACAGGACUGAGCGUGACCAGUGGGCGGGACCAGCUGGUGGUGCUCCACGCGCGGGGCCAGGACGACCUGGUGGUGUGUCUACACCGCUCACAGCCGCCACUGGACAACCGCAUUGGGGAGCUGGUGGGCGUUCUGGCUGCGCACUGCCAGGGGGAGGGUCGCGCCCUGGAGGUCCGCGUCUCCGACUGCAUCCCCCUGAGCCAGCGCGGUGCCCGGCGCCUGGUGUCGGUGGAGUCCACAGCGGAGCAGCCGGAGCCGGACUUCCGCUGCCGCCAGGGCACCUUCACCCUCCUGUGGCCCAGCCGCUGAGCCCGCCUGUCCGGCUGCAGCAAAGACUCGGCCCCACGGAAGUGAAGGCGCCUCUGCCCGGCCCGCCCCCGGCCAUGGGUCCCCCCAUCCCAGCGCCGGGCAAUAAACAAUGCUGCACCUG